This is a messenger RNA of Misgurnus anguillicaudatus (oriental weatherfish), 3228 nucleotides long. RefSeq names its product sedoheptulokinase (gene shpk). Gene Ontology annotation, biological process: phosphorylation; cellular response to lipopolysaccharide; glycerol metabolic process. Gene Ontology annotation, cellular component: cytosol. Gene Ontology annotation, molecular function: sedoheptulokinase activity. The record is from RefSeq and is a predicted model, not a curated record. NCBI's taxonomy places the organism in Eukaryota, Metazoa, Chordata, Actinopteri, Cypriniformes, Cobitidae.
UCAAAAAGUACGCGUCGUGAAACAGACAGUUCGGACUCUACAGACAGAUUGGAACUAACUACAAAACAAAGAUAUUUUACCAUGACACAUAUUUAUUAUCGAUUAAAUCAAAUGACUGCCGCAUAGUUACCACAGUACUAGUGAUUUAAAUAGAUCAAUAUGGCGACAUCACUCAGUUAUUCUGCUGGGUUUGUUCUCGGCAUUGAUCUGGGCACGACGUCUGUAAAAGUCGUGCUUCUGGAUGCCCAGUCAAAGACAGUGACAGAUUGCGCGAGUUACCCCACAAACUCCGACAUCACCUGCACACAAGACACUAAUGCAAAAGAGCAGGAUCCUGUACUAAUAAUCGCCGCUUUGGACCGAUGCAUGGAUGCUUUACCCAAAGACAAAUUGCAAAAAGUAAAGCGUAUUGGAAUAUGUGGGCAAAUGCAUGGCAUUUUGCUGUGGAAAUCAAACGCAGGUUGUGAAUGGCUGAAGAGAGAUACAGUCACUAGAUACAUUCCUAAAGGCGUAAGUCAGCUGAUCACCUGGCAAGAUGGGCGAUGCAGCAAAUCCUUUCUUUCUUUUCUGCCUCUACCAGACUCCCACAUGAGUGUAGCCACUGGCUUUGGUUGUGCAACCAUCUUCUGGUAUAAGAUCAACAGGCCGAAGUUCCUGUCAGGUUUCAAUGUGGCAGGCACCAUCCAAGACUAUGUAGUUUCCAUGCUGUGUAACCUUGACAAUUGUGUCAUGACUGCACAAAAUGCAGCCAGCUGGGGCUACUUCAACACAACCACCAAUGAAUGGAACGAAAAUAUUCUUCAGACUGCUGGUUUUCCUGUUCACCUCUUGCCUGCAGUGGUAAAGUCAGGAGCUGUUGCUGGUCACACUUGUUCUGAAUGGUUUGGCAUCCCUCCUAAAACACCUGUAGGGGCAGCGCUAGGAGACUUGCAGUGUAGUGUAUACUCCUGCAUGAUUGACACAGGAGAUGCAGUUCUGAAUAUGAGCACUUCAGCCCAGCUAACGUUCGCCAUGCCUGCUGAGUUCUGCCCACCGAGCUGUCCAGACCCCCUCUCCUCUGUUGCUUAUUUCCCGUACUUCCACGGAUCUCAUCUGGCAGUGGCUGCGUCUCUUAAUGGAGGCAAUGCCAUGGCAACAUUUGUCAGAAUGUUGGGAUCAUGGAUGAAGGAAUUUGGAGUAGAAGUGAGUGAGUCCAGAAUCUACUCCCAGCUGAUCCAGUCUGCCCUGACACAGCCUAAAACUGACCUAGUUGUGUCCCCGACACUGUUAGGAGAACGGCAUGACCCCACCGCCCUCGCUAGUGUCUGUCAAAUCUCGCCCAAUAACCUCUCACUGGGUCACGUGACUCGGGCUGUGUGCAGGGGCAUUAUUCAGAACUUGGCCAAUAUGAUGCCCCUUCAAAGUCUACAGGCUGCAGGCGUGAAGAGAAUUAUUGGUAGUGGCAGUGCUCUAUCAUGUAAUACUGUUCUGCAACAGGAAGUUGAAGCAGUAUUUCCGUUACCUGUAGUCUACGGAAAAGAUGUGGAUUCAGCUGUUGGAGUUGCCAUGGUGUUCAAUGAUCAAAUAUAGAAGAGACACCAUUCAGCUGUAUCACAUGCAGUGAUGUGUAGACCGUUUCCAAGAAAUUAGCUUAUUUGGCUGGAAACAAAGAAGGUUUAUUUCUCCCUUCAGAUGAUAUCAGCUCUGGGUUUUCACAGAAAAUUGUCAAAUAUAACAUUUAUAAUAUACCCUAUACUUAAUACCACUAUAAUUUAUACUAACUAACAACUAGCGCUAUACAUACAUACAUUUUAAAGGAAUAGUUGCGUCCGCAUUCAGGAGAGAGUAUCAGCAUAGUGUACGCACUUUUCUUAAAGGGACACUCCACUUUUUUAAAAAAUAUGCUAAUUUUCCAGCUCCCCUAGAGUUAAACAUUUGAUUUUUACCAUUUUGGAAUCCAUUCAGCUGAUCUCCGGGUCUGGCGCUAGCACUUUUAGCAUAGCUUAGCAUAAUCCAUUGAAUCUGAUUAGACCAUUAGCAUCGCGCAAAAAAAAUAACCAAAGAGUUUCAAUAUUUUUCCUAUUUAAAACGUCUGUAGUUACAUCGUAAGACCUACGGAAAAUUAAAAGUUGCGAUUUUCUAGGCUGAUUUUAUUACGCAGCACCUGAAAAUAGUCCCCUGCUAUUGAAAGUAACCAAGGGGACUAUUUUGGGGCACUGCAUAAUAUUACUACGCCUGCUGCAGUCAUGUUACAGCAGUAAAGUCCUUGAUUAUUACGCCAGAAUGAGAGUAUAGUUCCUAUCUGCCUAGAAAAUUGCAACUUUUAAUUUUCCGUCGUUCUUAGUACACGAUGUAACUACAGAAGAGUCAAGUUUUAAAUAGGAAAAAUAGCCAAAUGGAUUCCAAAAUGACAAAAAUCUUUGAUCUUUAAAAUGUUUAACUCUAGAGAAGCUGGAAAAUGAGCAUAUUUUCAAAAAAAGUGGAGUGUCCCUUUAAUGACGUAUGACAAAUGCGUACACUCUCUUCUGAAUGAGGACUUGACUAAGAUGGUGGCGUUACGGAAGCUAGUCAUUUUUUGUUUAUGAAGUUUUAAAUAUGGUUAUUUCUACAACAAAACUGCAUGGAUUACCAUCAGAAGGCCUUUGUUUAUCCCCCUGGAGCCGUUUGGAUUACUUUUGUGAAGGAUGGAUGCACAUUUUUUGGACAUGAAGGAGGUGGACCCCAUAUCUUUAUAUUUUAUAAAAGAUCUAGGACUUGAGGUCGUCUUGGAUCCAAACGAAUGUACCCGACAUCUUGUUCAAGAUGUUUGUUUUGAUUUAAAAAAAAUCAAUUUUUUUGGCACCUAAAGGAGCCUUUUAAUCUUUCUGCCAACUUACUGUUUAAUAUUUGGUGGUCUUUUAGUAUAUCUUUUCAUGAAACCUUUAGGCCUUUUAAUUUGCUUUUUAAUGUUUUCACUUAUUUUACAGUUACUGGGAAAACUGCUCAAUCAGUUAGGCUACCUUAAAUUUAAUAUUUUGUCAUUGGACACCAUAAUCUCAAGCAUUUUUUUUCUUGGUUUUUAGUGUUUUAGGAAAAACAACUACAUUUAAAAUUUGCUAAUCAAGUGGCACAAAUUUUAACCUGGUCAUUGAUUUCAACUGUCUCUGUUGCAGUGUAUAAACUGAUUUGCUGUAUUUUUUAACUGUAUUUUUUAACAAUAUUUCAGUAUUACAUUCCAUGUAAAAUAAUAAAAAAAUGUUUUACAAUGUU